Molecule: messenger RNA, 2568 nt
Organism: Acanthosepion pharaonis
Lineage: Eukaryota; Metazoa; Mollusca; Cephalopoda; Sepiida; Sepiidae
Source: the annotation of a GenBank genome assembly
AUGACUUACAACUGGGUGGAAAGUUUAUACACUGCAACAAUCUAUCUAUCUAUCUAUCUAUCUAUCUAUCUAUCUAUCUAUCUAUCUCAGUUGAAGCGUCUCGCUCUUUCUUUCAGUCUUUUAAUUUAUCUAUUAAUAUCUAUCUCAGUUUAUGCGUUUAUAUCUAUCUAUCUAUCUAUGUUCAUUAUCUAUCUCAUCUAUUCUUUUCUAUCUAUCUUGGUACGUAUAUUCGUUUCUAUCUAUCUAUCUAUCUAUUUAUCUCAUCUAUUCGUUUCUAUCUAUCAUGGUACGUGUAUUCCUGUCUAUCUAUCUAUCUAUCUAUCUAUCUAUCUAUCUAUCUAUCUAUCUAUCUAUCUCAGUUGCACGUAUAUUCUUUCUUUCAUCUAUUUAAUUUAUCUAUUCUAUCUAUCUCAGUUUGAAUCUAUCUAUCUAUCUAUCUAUCUAUCUAUCUAUCUUUUAAUUUAUCUAUCAUUACGUAUAUUAUCUAUCUCAGUAUUAUCUAUUAUAUAUCUAUCUAUCAUAUCUAUGUUCAUUAUCUAUCUCAUCUAUUAUCUAUCUAUCUAUCUUGGUACGUAUAUUCGUUUCUAUCUAUCUAUCUAUCUAUCUAUUUAUCUCAUCUAUUCGUAUAUUCCUAUAUCUAUCAUGGUAUCUAUCUAUCUAUCUAUCAUGGUACGUAUAUAUCUAUCUAUCUAUCUAUCUAUCUAUCUAUCUAUCUAUCAUGGUACGUAUAUUCCUAUCUAUCUAUCUAUCUAUCUAUCUAUCUAUCUAUCUAUCUCAGUUGAAGCGACUCGCUCUUUCUUUCAGUCUUUUAAUUUAUCUAUUAAUAUCUAUCUCAGUUUCUAUCUAUCUAUCUAUCUAUCUAUCUAUCUAUGUCCAAUAGCUAUCUAUGUCAUCUAUACGCGUCUCACUCUUGCUUUCAAUCUUUUAAUCUAUCAAUAUCUAUCUCGGUUUAUGCAUUUUUAUCUAUCUAUCUAUCUAUCUAUCUAUCUAUCUAUCUAUCUAUCUAUCUAUCUAUCUAUCUCUGUCUGUCUGUUAAUAUCUGUCCAUCUAUCGCAGUUUAUGCGUUUCUAUCUAUCUAUCUAUCUAUCUAUCUGUCUGUUAAUAUCUGUCCAUCUAUCGCAGUUUAUGCAUAUCUAUCUAUCUAUCUAUCUAUCUAUCUAUCUAUGUUACUGCACUCAUUGGUUCGUUCACUGGUCUAUCUAUCUAUCUAUCUAUCUAUCUAUCUAUCUAUCUAUCUAUCUGUUAAUAUCUGCCUAUCUGAGUUUAUAUCUAUCUAUCUAUCUAUCUAUCUAUCUAUCUGUUGUGUUUCAACACUAUCUAUCUAUCUAUCUGUUAAUAUCUGCCUAUCCGAGUUUAUGUGUUUAUAUCUAUCUAUCUAUCUAUCUAUCUAUCUAUCUAUCUAUCUAUCAACGUAGUGACAUCCUACUCUAUUAUUUUGCGAUCAUCACCGCCAGCAGCCAUCAGCGACCAACUGACUCCCGCCGACCACGUCUUUUGCCAAUACACUCUGCGAUUCAGUCUAUUCGUUGCUAUCUAAGUUUAUGCCUUUUGUUCUAUCUAUCUAUCUAUCUAUCUAUCUAUCUAUCUAUCUAUCUAUCUAUCUAUGUUAAUAUCUAUCUGUCAGUUUUUUUAACUUUGUUCACAUCUAUUUUAUUCUUCAUAUAUCUAUCUAUCUAUCUAUCUAUCUAUCUAUCUAUCUAUCAGUCUUUCUUUGUUAAUAUCUAUCUGUCUAUCUAUCUAUCUAUCAGUCUUUCUUUGUUAAUAUCUAUCUGUCUAUCUAUCUAUCUAUCAGUUUUUUUAACUUUGUUCACAUCUAUUUUAUUCUUCAUAUCUAUCUAUCUAUCUAUCUAUCUCAGUCAAUACCGUUAUUUUCAUUUCUGCGUAAUUCAUACGACAAUUUAUACAACUCACCCUAUCUAUCUAUCUAUCUAUCUAUCUAUCUAUCUAUCUAUCUAUCUAUCUAUCUAUCUGUUAAUAUGUAUGUUCCACUAUAACACUAUCUAUCUAUCUAUCUAUCUAUCUAUCUAUCUAUCUAUGUCAAUCCUUUCAUUGAAUACUGCUGCCAUAUCUGGUCUGUCUUCUCUUUUUUUUCUUUUUUCUUGUUUGGGUGGGGUUAAAGGAUUAAAAAAAUCUAUCUAUCUAUCUAUCUAUCUAUCUAUCUAUCUAUCUAUCUAUCUAUCUAUCUAUUUCAGAAUGUCCAUUAUCUAUCUAUCUAUCUAUCUAUCUAUCUAUCUCAUAUAUUCGUUUCUACCUAUCAUAAUACGUAUAUUCCUUUCUAUCUAUCUAUCUAUCUAUCUAUCUAUCUAUCUAUCUCAUUUGAAGCUUUAUGCGUCUAUAUCUAUCUAUCUAUCUAUCUAUCUAUCUAUCUAUCUAUUCGUUUCUAUCUAUCAUAGUACGUAUAUUCCUAUCUAUCUAUCUAUCUAUCUCAUUUCUAUCUAUCGUCAUUUCGUCUCUCUUUCUUUCAGUCUUUUAAUCUAUCUAUUAAUAUCUCUCAGUUUAUGCGUUUAUAUCUAUCUAUCUAUCUAUCUAUCUAUCUAUCUAUCUAUCUAUCUAUCUAGUUAUCAGUGA